This is a messenger RNA of Spodoptera exigua (beet armyworm), 1743 nucleotides long. Lineage: Eukaryota; Metazoa; Arthropoda; Insecta; Lepidoptera; Noctuidae. The record is from the annotation of a GenBank genome assembly.
AUGGGAGCCACUACAUCUAUGGAGCUCAUUAAAAUUGCUCAGGUCCCGAUAGCAUUGCUGUCCAUCACCGGGUUGGACGGCAUCCUCUGGCCCACGCAGACGCUGCUGCAAGAUAAUGCAAUUUACGACUAUAUCGUGGUGGGCGCCGGCUCGGCAGGUUGUGUAGUCACCAGAAGACUCGCUGAGGAUGGAAACAACUCCGUGCUGGUACUAGAGGCUGGAGACGAUCCUCCUAUCACUGCUAUGAUAGCUGGAACAUUCGACUUACUGCCGGGAUCGUACGUGGACUACAACUACAAAUCCACUCGAGAUGAGUACGCGGCUCGCAGCCAGAACAACUACACGAUGCUCACUGCAGGGAAAAUGUUGGGUGGAAGCGAUUCACUGAACCACUUCAUCCACACCAGAGGAACGAAAUAUGAGUACAAUUGCUGGGCCAAAAAAACCAAAGAUGAUUCCUGGAGAUAUGAAAACAUACUUCCUUACUUCAAAAAAAGCGAAAAGGUAGAUGAUCCUGAAAUAUUACAAGCAUAUGGUGAAUAUCAUGGCGUACAUGGUCCUAUGGGUAUUACACGACAACCGGAAAAUGACACAGUCGGUGAUUUAUUAAAAGCUUUCGCUGAAGUUGGUAACCCAACAGUAUUGGACCUAAAUGCAAACGUUUAUGUCGGUUAUACGCAACCACAGUACAUGUUUGCUGAUAGAAAACGACAGACGCCGGCGUACACAUACCUCAGACCAAUCAAAGAUUACUCAAAUCUACACGUUUCUAAAAACACGCGAGUCACGAAGAUCAUUUUUGAUGGUAAGGUAGCAGUCGGCGUAGAGGCGGUGUUUAAAGGCAAAACAUACAAACUCAGAGCUAAAAAAGAGAUAAUAGUAAGCGCAGGAGUAUACAAUACUCCCCAACUACUCAUGCUAUCUGGGAUUGGUCAUAGAAAACAUUUGAAGUCCUUUAACAUCGAUUUAGUUCAAGAUCUGCCUGUAGGAGAUAACCUAGUAGACCAGGUCGCAGUCGCGUUAGUUCACAAAUUGAAGAAACACCCGAUACCUAUCCCUGCCAUACCCAAUGACUUGACAAAAAUACCUUUCCCUGUUUUCGUCGGAUCAGCGGCUGUGAACAAAACGAAAAAAAUUCCAGAUUACCAAACGUUCAACCUGUUCUUCGGCCACGAUUUAUCGUAUUUGACUAUUGCUUGCGCUCAAGUGUUUGGUCUGCGGAACGAAAUAUGUGACAGAUGGCAGAAACAAGUCGAAUCUAGAGAUUCGUUGUACACCGCGCUGACCCUACUACAACCAAAAUCAAGGGGCACGGUGCGUUUAGCAAGCAGUAAUCCAAUGGAUAAUCCAAGUAUUACUACUGAUUACUUUACUAAUGAGGAAGACUUGAAGCGCAUGGUGUCGUAUGUAAAAGACUUCGCUUCUGUUGGUAAGAGCGCAUAUUUUAAAGAAAUUGGAGCCGAAUUAGUAGGUCUCAAUCUUCCGGAGUGUGCUGAUAAGAAGGCUGGUAGUGACGAGUAUUGGACAUGUUACGUACUGAAUCACGCUAGCAGUGUCUACCAUAUGACCAGCACUUGUCCCAUGGGAACAGUGGUAGACAGUCAAUUGAUGGUGAAAGGUGUGGAUAAGUUAAGAGUGGUUGAUGCUAGUGUGAUGCCUCGCAUCCCUCGAGCUGCUCCUAAUGCUGCCAUCAUCAUGUUGGCUGAGAAAGCAAGUGAUAUGAUCAAGAGUGCUAACCAAUGA